GCCAUUUUGUUUAACGUGAUAUAAUUUAAUAAUACAUUCAUUUCAAAUAUAAUGAACUCGUAAAUGCUGGUAUUCUUUUUAUACAUAUACAGGAAUUCAUGGAAAUGGUGCCAUUACUACAGUGAACAGAAGUGAUUAAAGAAAUAUGGCAAGCAGUAAUGAAGUUAAAGAGGAAUAUGCAUCGAGUUUGCGAGAUCUCACCUUUAAUAGCAAACCGUUAAUUAGUGUUCUAACCAUAUUAGCAGAGGAGAACAUUCAGCAUGCUAAAGAUAUAGUUGGAGUCAUAGAAAAUCAUCUUACAAGGGUUCGUACUGAGGUCAAGCUUCCAGUUCUCUAUCUGAUUGAUUGUAUUAUCAAGAAUGUUGGAAGAGAGUACACAUCACUUUUUUGUCAAAAUAUCGUCUCUACGUUCUGCAGUGUCUUUGAACAGGUAGAUGAAAAAACACGUUCAGAAAUGUUUAAACUACGCCAGACUUGGAAUGAUGUGCUACCACAAAAGAAACUGUAUGCCUUGGAUGUUCAAAUAAAACAACUCGAUCCAGCUUGGCCUGUUACAGCUCCUCCGCCUAAUAAUAGCAUUCACCUCAAUCCCAAAUUCCUAAAGAAUGCGCCUACCGGUGUUACCAAAGCAAGUACUGGUAAGAUUGUUCCUGUUUCUGGUGGUUCUUCGGUAGAUCCAGAAACUCUAAGCAUGCAACAGAAACUUAUAAACAAACAGAAGGAGUUGCUGGAGCUGCAACAGCGCAAACUUGAGUUAGAACUUCUACAAACCCAAGUUAGACUGCAAGAACAACUAAAAGGAAAAAUUGUAUCUAGCUCUACGUCAGAUACUAAAACUGUCACAUCACAGAAAACCACUUCUGCUCAUUCUCAGAAUUUACUUUUAAAACCCGGGGUAACUAAAGAAUUGUCUCCGACUAUAAACGUGAAGCCCUCAACUGGCAGUAAUUUAAGAAGCAAAUAUUCACAGAGUUUGUCAGCUAUGAAAAGUAAGUUACUGCAGCAACAGCAAACCGCAUCAGAUCAGACUACAACACCACAUGUAGCGCCUGUUAAUAGCGCUUUGGUAAACGCACAACGACCAACACGAGACCCUCGAUUAUUGCGCCUUCAGGAAAAGCAGCAGGAAGGGGACCGUCAGCAAGUGUCGGCAACCGAAAAUGUAAAUUCUAAUGUUCAUUUAGAAUCUAAGUCAAAAACUACUUCACCACAAAUAAUUCAAUCAGAAAAUAAAGUUGUUACAAAUAAGAUGAGUGUUCGAGACAAUCGUACCGAACCUCGUUCAGUUAGUAAAAAUAAAUCCUUUGGUCAGGGAAAAAGUAAAACACUACCAACCCGCUCUUCCUCUCCCAUUAAACCCAGCCCUAAGACGAGUGCAACGUCCAAGAAAACAACCUCUAAAUUUUCCCACGGCUCUAAAUCUUCUACUAGUUCUGCAUCUGACUUUUCUGGUAGUUCUAGUUCUAUCGAUUCUCCUAGUAAAAGUAAAAACGGUUUUUAUUCAAAAAAUCGAUCUCCGAGUAAGUCACCUCUUAAAGCAAAAAAAAAGAGUUUUCUUGUUACGGCAGAUAAAGAAAAGUUAGGUCAAAAAAGGGACGAUUCUAGCCCUCGCAAUAAGAAUCCUGAACUUGGAUAUGUUGCCUCUGAAUGUACUGAAAUUGUUUGUAAUGAUAAAAAGAGUGAUAAACUGCCCACUGCUAUAUGUAAAAGUGAUAAGGUAAUGAAAACUUUCAAAAGUGAUUCCUCGAGUAUUAUCAAGGAACUUAAGCCUUCGGCGAAAAAUCGUAAUUAUAUGCGACGUAAUCGAGAAGCUUCAAUUAGUCCUGAGCCACCGCACGACGUAGAUCUUCGGGUUUCCGGUCCACCUGAGAAACAUCUUCGUUUACAAGGAGAUACAUCGGACUGCAAAAGUGAUAAUUUAGAUAAUCCAGGUAUGGACGUAGAUCUCAGGCAGUUGCCAGGAAUGAUUGGCAAAAAACGCCCAUCAACCGAAACAGCCGAUUCUCCGUCGUUAAAGAAAGCCAAAACAGAACUAUUUGAUGUAUUAUUUGGCAGUGAAGACACUGAUUUACGACAGCUUCCUCCAGUAUCGCCUAAGAUUGUAGAAAGACCUAAGACGCCUCCACCUCCAAUAAUUUCGGAAGUAAAGGAAUCAAGUCCGCAAUUAGUUUUGAGUAGGGACAAGGAAUCUCCAAAGAAAACUCAUUUGGACUUACUUAGAGCUAAACUUGCAAGUGCCACGCAUAGGGACAAAUUUGAAAAAAUGCAAUUUUCUUCAGUUGAAAAAGAUGAUUCCAAAGCCUACGAGGACACCGACAUGCGAAAGUUCACUUCUUUAGAAAAAGUGGACAGAAUUUUCAUAUCCCCAGCAGAUGAACAAUGCAUCAAGACGGGAAACAUGACGAAAGCUCAAGAAACUGCUUUAAUGAAUAAAAUAAUUGCACAAAUAGAAACACAAAAACUACGGGAAGCCAAAAGAAAAGAGUCUGAAGCAAGCACUGUUUUACAGCCAAUUAGCGACGAUGAAUUGGAUGUUGAUGGCGAAUUUAGUGGAUCCGAUAUUGAAGAUGUUAAUAGUGGACAUGCUAAAUCCGUAGAUUAUGGUGAUAAAGAUGACCGAGUGACUCCAGCGUUCAAUCAGAGUGAUGAAAAUUUCUCUAAACAACCCAUGAGUAUUGAUCCUCGAGAGAUCAGACGACCAGCUUGGAGAGGAAGGCGAAUUCGAGGCACAUGGGAAAAUUAUCCUGGUGGCAUAGUUGGUCCAUUUAGACCACCGUUUCGAGGUAGGCAAGAUCCUUGGAUACGUUCAUCUAAUCCAACAAUGCAUCCUGGGCCUUGGAGGCCAAUGAAUUCAGGAUAUUUAAGAUCCCAUCCAUAUGGGGAAAAUUUAGGUCAUGAUGGUUCAGAACAAUCUCAGGGUUCUCCAAACGCUUAUCCUACUGGGGAAGAAACACCUGGUGACAUUGUAUUUAGUGAGUCAAUUCAGGACGGUGUAAAAACUAUUAAUAUUGACGGUGUUCCAAGAGUGAUUAGAUUUUAUGAUGAAACGGCUGUGAUUUUUAUGAGUUGGGAUGAUCCUAGAGAAAUUUCUUUCCAAGUUGGCAAUAGAGGAGUAACGUUCGAUGAUAAAGACACGUUUGUACUGUCUUUCGGAGAUAAUUAUCGUGAAGUACUCAUUGGUGGAAGUCCGCAUAAGAUCCGAUUUGGUGGUCCAACUAAGGAAAUAUUUAUCGACGGUAAAGGUUACGAAUGCUAUUUUGGUUCACCUGGUAUAUCGAUUGAUUUAGAUGGGAAAAUGGCUCAUUUAAAGUUGGAUGGCCCUCCACCACAAGUAAAAAUAGGAACCACAAAGCGAACUGAUUUAGUAGCGGGAAGGAUUAACUUAAUUGUUGAUGCAAAAAUUAUAAUACCCGUCUAUCUUGAUUGUAAAGUGCAACACUUUGAAGUUAAUGGUAAACUUCAUAAGCUUAAGUUUAUUAACUCGCUUAAAAAAGUGAUAAUAGACGACAUAGUAUACCCGAUAACGUUUGGAGGCUUACCAAAAGCAGUUAUUUUAUCAGGCACGAAACGUUUUAUAAGAUUUUCUGUUUUACCUAAAGGAAUUAAGCCAGGAAACGUUGUUAUCAAGGAUAUGGAAAAUAUUGGCAUAUACGAUUCUAGUCCAAAACCUGAAAAUGAAAAUAGUCAAGAUAGCCUUUCAACUGAACAAUCUAAAAUUGCCGAAGCUGUUAUACCUGCAUCUGAACCCAAAAGUCUGCCACUGGGUGUCGAAGAUGACGCAGAUAGAAAUUCAAACGAUCCUCAAAUAUUCCAGAACUUUAUUAGUCAACAAAGUUUCAAUAAUCUUGAUCUUCUUUCAAACGUUAUGACAACGUCAAUGUCUUCGUCGGCAAAUGCCAGUAGUUAUCAAAUCGAAGAUAACGAUCAUCAAACAAUUUCGGAUAAUACAACACACUUAACGUCUACUGAAGAAACUCCAAAACCAAUUUUGCCCCCUACUCUUAAUAUUAACGAACUUUUCCAAAAACUGGUCGCCACUGGUAUAGUUACAACAAUAUCUUCUUCGUUGUCUACUAUAAAAUCAACCGAUGCUGUUACCACUUCUGCUAGUAAAGCACCAGUAACUCCAGCUAAACUGCAAACUAGUAAUAAAAUUCAAAAAUUCCUUGAAGAUUCUAAGCCCGUUUAUUUUGAUAAACCAGAAACUCUGAAAAUGAGACAGCCGUCUUUGAUACAAGCCCUAUAUGUGGGAAUGCAAUGCAGUAGCUGUGGCAUGCGUUUUCCACCGGAACUUAGUAUGCACUAUAGUCAACAUCUCGACUGGCAUUUCCGUCAAAAUCGAAAGGGAAAGAAAAAUAUUCGUAAAGCAGCAAGUAGGAAGUGGUAUUAUUCAUUAACUGAUUGGAAGAAUUUCGAAGAAAUUGAAGACAUCGAGGAAAGAGAAAAAAGUUAUUUUGAAAACCAAAGUCACGUCGAAGGCAAUCCCAAUGAAGAGGAGGAAGAAAUAGAGAUACCUAGUGUGCCGGCUGAUAAAGACGUUCAGGAUGCAUGCUGUGAAGUUUGCAAAGAGAGAUUUGAACAGUUUUACAACGAAGAAAAAGAAGAAUGGCACUUACGGAUGGCCAUUAGGGUGGACGGAAAGACAUACCAUCCUCUAUGUCAUGAAGACUAUUUGGCUUCUCUGGUGGAUCAAACACUUUUGGAAGACAGCAAGUUAAGCAUCAGUCAUACAGACGAAGAAGAAAGUAAAGAUAAUAUUCCCGGCCUUGAAGUCUCAGAGGAACCUGUCGUUCUUGAUGAUGACGAGUUAGAGGUGAUAGAAGAUACUGGUUCUGCUGAUUAUGAAAAAGAACAAACAAAAGAAGAACCUUCCGAAUUAAAAGAAGAAGAUGUAGAGAAACAGGAAGAGAAUGCUGAAGAGGAGGAUGAUGAUGAUGAUGUUAUUAUACAUGAGGUUAUACCUGAAAAAAUUGUCGUGGAUGACGAUGAUGACGAAGAACUACCUCUUGAAGAAAUAUCAGCAGAGAAAAAACCUAUUGUCGUGAAAGAGGAAAUUAUUGAUGAUGGAUUUGUUGAUGUGGAGAAUGGAAUCUUGCAAAUAAAGUCUGCUGGGACAGUGAAGAUUAAAUCAGAACCAAUUGAUCCUGAUGAAUUAGUGGUAGAGGACGAGCUGGAAGAAGAAAGGCCGUGCAGUUCCCAAGGCAAUAUUGAAUUUAAACCUUCAAUUGAUGGAAACGUUGAAUACAACACUACAACCAUUCCAACAACGAAUACGUCUAUAGCCGGAAAAAUAAAAAUCAAUAUCAGUAAACCCAUAGUGACUACAGCCCUAAUUAAAGAAACUAAAGAGUCUGUUCUCGACGUCAAUACCGAGUGUAUUCUCAGCGGCCAUGAAAUAUGUAUCGAUCCGAGUCAGCCAUUACCACCCGGAGAAGAACCGGUACAAUUAAACGUUAAACCGGCGUUACAAGGAGUGUACCUGAAGAAACUACCAACGGUUAAAAAAGGUACGGAACUGACGGGUUUAUGUUCAAUAAUGUGAUUGUUAGUGUUAAUUAAAAGCGACAAGAAUAAUUAUUUGUGGUGCCAGGUUGAGUGUUGUUUUUAUAAGUAAUGUAUAUAAUAAAUUUAAAUGAAUGUGGCGUGCACAUGAGCAGAAAGAAAGGACAUUCCAAAAUGUAAAUAGAAAAGUUAUUUAUGUAAAUAUUUUUUGUUAUCUGUACGAAAAUGUAUUAUGUCUUUUCAAUUAUAAAAGUUGUAACUUAUUUAAUAAAACCAUUACUUUUACAGGCUCUUUGGUUGAGUUAAAUUUCAGUGUUGUACUAUUUCUGUUUUAAGUUAUAAUUAUUAUAUAAGUACCUUCAUAAUAAAAGUUUUGUUUCCUUUUUAACAUAAUAAAUCGACUAUUAAUCCUAUAAUGCUACAGUUAUUUAUGAAAUCAAUUGUAAGAAAGCAUUUUAUGUCUAUAUUAAAUACCUAAUAAUAAAUAACUAUUAUUACUAUUUAGUUCAGUAAUCAGCAAUU
This is a messenger RNA of Agrilus planipennis (emerald ash borer), 6024 nucleotides long. RefSeq lists its product as uncharacterized. NCBI's taxonomy places the organism in Eukaryota, Metazoa, Arthropoda, Insecta, Coleoptera, Buprestidae. The transcript has 15 exons. The record is from RefSeq and is a predicted model, not a curated record. Gene Ontology annotation, biological process: termination of RNA polymerase II transcription. Gene Ontology annotation, cellular component: cytoplasm; mRNA cleavage factor complex. Bases 146 to 5542 code for a protein of 1798 amino acids. Gene Ontology annotation, molecular function: RNA polymerase II complex binding; mRNA binding.